GUCAGGCGGUGUGCGUUUUUUAGAAAAUACGGAUUUUAUACAUCGCCACAGAGUGUUUGUCUGUGUCACACACGCUCUAACUCCAGUCUUUGACCCCUCACGUGGUCGUUCGCUCCCGAGGACGAUUUUUGGAUCUGGAUAACUCGAAGCGUGUCUGGGUACUAUUUCAUCUCUCCCUUCUCCCCCCUACCCCAGCUCAUCGACAAACGCCAGGACGGCUGCCGGUAGCUCGUAACUAGAAGUGGAAAGAUUUAAUUGGAAUUCAGGAUAAGUGUCUCUAUGUGUGUGACAAUUUGGUGUUAGGAUCCGGGGCUCGUCAACAACUUUAGGUAAAGAGACACACGCAAUACAUCACUGGUGUUCUGUAAUGAGCGAGACGUGGAUAGCUAUUCAGUGACAUUUGUUUCAACUCGCAGCUCAAACCAAGCGGUCACUUUGUGAUUAUUGGACGCGGUUACUGAAUCUGAGUCCAACUUUCGAGAGAUCUCCACAUGGAGAGGUAAUAAUUUCUUCACCCGGAACUAGUACCACUCGGAUCAGGAACCAUGGCUAUCAAUCUAACUGAAAUACUGAUGGAUGAUUAUAGCAACAGCACGGGAAGCGAGGGCGUGGUCCACGGGAAGGAAGCCUUCGUCACGAUCUUCUGCGUCUUCUGCUUCUUCGGAAUUAUAGGAAACGGCAGUCUGAUGUUUCUAGUAAUUCGAUUCCCACAUCUACGGACAAUGCCUAACAUCCUCAUGAUCAACUUGACCUUUGGUGACCUCCUGUACAUCGUAGCCUCCCUGCCAGACAUCGUUCGGUUCGAGCUCGGCUUUGUGCAGACCUACGAGAGCCUAGCAAUGUGUAAGUUCGUCAAGUUCCUACCCGGGUUUGCCAUGGGCGUUUGCGUGUACUCUAUGAUGGCGCUGAGUGUGGAGCGAUACUGUGCCAUAGUGCGCGGGUUAGAGAUGAGGUCAGUACGGACAAGUCGUAGGGUCAUGGGUGCUAUGAUCUUCAUCUGGGGUAUGACCUUUUUAGUGACCUCUCCCGUUCUACUGUCAUCGGGGUACCUCUAUCCGAGCGCGCCUACGAUCUGCAGUGACAUGUGGCCAGGGUCUCCGGGUGCGAUUGCCUACGCUGCAAUCCACAUCACCUUCUUGUAUAUCAUGCCAUUGCUCACCAUGGCAUUCUGUUACAGUAGUAUAUCGUACCAGUUGAUACAGGGGGCCAGGGAGAGCACCUCGAACAACAGCAGGAGCAACACCAACUACGAGGCCCGCAAGCGUCUAGCCAUCGCCAUCAUCGUCAUGGCGGCAUUCUUUGCGAUAUUCUGGCUACCAGCCAGUGUCUUCAGCCUUUACUUUCAGUCCAACUAUGAACACAUUUUCAACAUGAACGACAGCGAGAUUGCUGUGUUUCACUUUUUCCGUCGGUUUAGUCGUGUGUUUGCCUUCACCAACUCCUGCUUCAAUCCGUGGAUAUUGUAUUUUAUCAGCACGACUCACCGUAGGGCCAUCGCGAGGUGUAUCUGCUUCUGCUGCGGCCCCAAGAACGGCGACGAAAAUGGCAGCUAUCGAAUGGUACGCUUGCGCACCAAUGGGAGGACUGUUACUACGUACCACUCAUACUCGAGCGAGUCGGGCCGAGGAAACAGAAUAGUGAAACCAGAGGAUAUAUAACGUGUUGUUUGAUUGGUCAGCUGAGGGAACGGAUGUUUUACUGUUCGUUUGAUUGGUUUAACAGUGCGUCAGAAAACCAGAUGAUAACUAACGUUCGUUCUGAUUGGUUAACAACAACACAGGAAGACCAGACGAUAUGUUACGUCUGGUCGAAGUGGAUAAUUAGUUUAUCCUAGGUUAACUUAAAAUGUUUGAACUGUUUGAUUGGCAAUCCGCAAAGUCGAACAGUGGAUAGCAAAUGUCAUAUUGACAAUGCCAAUAUAACAACAAUUAUUAUUUCUAUAAAAAAUUAUGUAAAUAAAAGUUUUGAUUGGUAAAUAUUUACCUCUGUAUCUCAAUUGUGCAAUUAUGAACAAAAAGAGCAUCAGUGAACAAAAACAAUUCACAUUACAGCCACACUCUUCAACAACACCUUGCGGGUCAGAAAUUGAUCUGGAUCAGGAUGAAGUAGGCUGGGUCAGUACGAUCCGGAACUGUGUCAAAUACACAGAAAUGGGUCAAGGACACAGAAUCCACUUAAAAUAAAAUUUGAAGUAGGGCCAGGCCAAUUUGUGGAUCACUGCAAUCCUUAGUGUGUCAAAAUGACCCCGAAUUUGGUCAAACAUAAAAUUUCUGACCAGUUUCUGGGUCAACCUGAUACAGAUAUUGUUCAGAGCCAGGGGGCCCGGAAGCCUGGUCACUUCUUUGACUCUUAAAUCGUGAAGUGUUUAAAAAUAUAUUAUAUACAUGUUUUGCGCACAGUUUGGUUAUUUCGACGUUCCAUAUCGAAAUAACGAAUUUCAAGUGUUGGGGACUACUUUUCUCGCUCAUACCAGUAGUUCAGAUCGAACAUUUUGUUUCUCACUUAGAUUGAUAACAUUUUAAAGACACCCUGAUCGAAACGUCGAGAUGUGACGGUUCUUCUUAGAACACCACAGACUCAAGAGAGAGUUUUUUAUGUGAACUGUAUCCGCAAACCUCACUAGAUUUAUGAUCAAUGUUGUAGAUAAGCCUUGAUAUCAAACAUUAAUUCGUCAAGUUUUAGAUCAUUACAAUAAAUUAUGAUAUAAUGCACUCUGUUGUGAUUGUCAUAAUGAAAAGUAGGUAUCAAAAUAGGACGGAAGCAAUUAUUUUCAUGAUGUAAAACGUCAAUACUGUUGUGUUAAUGGUGUUAGAUAGGGACUUUUCGUUUUCGACGACGGAUGGUUCUGCGACGGUUGUUCAGCUAAACGUUGUCGUUUUCAGCACA
Asterias rubens (European starfish) is the source of this 2886-nucleotide messenger RNA. Its product is annotated as galanin receptor type 1-like. Gene Ontology annotation, molecular function: G protein-coupled receptor activity. Gene Ontology annotation, biological process: G protein-coupled receptor signaling pathway. Lineage: Eukaryota; Metazoa; Echinodermata; Asteroidea; Forcipulatida; Asteriidae. The record is from RefSeq and is a predicted model, not a curated record. The transcript is spliced from 3 exons. Bases 546 to 1658 code for a protein of 370 amino acids. Gene Ontology annotation, cellular component: membrane.